Messenger RNA from Dunckerocampus dactyliophorus (ringed pipefish), 4617 nucleotides. It is a transcript of the gene acap3a, whose product is annotated as ArfGAP with coiled-coil, ankyrin repeat and PH domains 3a. The coding region runs from base 429 to 2924 and encodes 831 amino acids. Gene Ontology annotation, cellular component: cytoplasm. Lineage: Eukaryota; Metazoa; Chordata; Actinopteri; Syngnathiformes; Syngnathidae. The record is from RefSeq and is a predicted model, not a curated record. Gene Ontology annotation, molecular function: protein binding; GTPase activator activity. The transcript is spliced from 25 exons.
UGUUGUCACAGGAGGACAUGUAUAACAAAACAUAUGUAAAGUUGUGUUCAGUUCAACGUUGUGUCUUUUUUCUUCUUGAAUGUGUGUGGGACCCCCCCCUCCAAAAAAAGGGAACGUGACGUCAUACUUCAUUCAUUCCCACGAGGAGGGUGGCACAUUCAAGUUCAAGUACGGGUUGGGGAAAUUGAGCUUUCUCACAGCCACGCAUAACGCUCCCGUGUGUGUAAGAAAGGGCAUCUCUGUGAAAGCAGGAACGUACGAGGCCGACUGAAGGUUUAUGAACGCAACACGGCGAUGGGGCGUUUGUGGCGCUCAUCGGCGUUGGUCAGAAGGAGCGGAGCCCGGCGAAGAGACCUUCACACCUCAGCCCUCACCGGGACAUGAAUCCCGCCUUGUGACAAGGAAUUACAAGUCAGCGGGGCAUAAAGAUGACGGUGGACUUCGAAGAUUGUGUCAAGGAUUCACCGCGCUUCAGGGCAAACAUCGACGAGGUAGAGACCGAGGUUGUGGAGAUAGAGGCAAAGCUCGACAAGCUAGUGAAGCUAUGUGGCGGCAUGAUAGAAGCGGGCAAGGCGUAUGUCAGCGCCAACAAGCUCUUCGUCAACGGGAUCCGCGAUCUGUCCCAGCAGUGCAAGAAGGAUGGAAUGAUCUCGGAGUGCCUGGAGAAGUGUGGAGAAAGCCUUCAGGAAAUCAUCAACUACCACAUGAUACUCUUUGAUCAGGCUCAGCGUUCAGUCAAGCAGCAGUUGCAGCACUUUGUCAAAGAGGAUGUGCGCAAGUUCAAGGAAACCAAGAAGCACUUUGACCGUGUUCGCGAAGACAUGGAGAUCGCCCAGGUGAAGAACGCUCAGGCGCCCAGGAACAAACCUCACGAGGUGGAGGAAGCCACCAGCUCGCUCAGCAUCACUCGCAAGUGCUUCAGACACCUGGCUUUGGACUACGUCCUACAGAUCAAUGUCCUCCAAGCCAAAAAGAAGUUUGAGAUCCUGGAUGCAAUGCUGUCCUUCAUGCAUGCCCAGUACUCCUUGUUCCAGCAGGGCUACAACCUCCUGGAUGACAUUGACCCCUACAUGAAGAAGCUGGCGGCUGAGCUGGAUCAGCUGGUGAUCGAUUCUGCCAUGGAGAAGAGAGAGAUGGCGCACAAACACGCCACCAUCCAACAGAGGACUCUCAUGCAGGACUUUGCCUACGACGACUCCAAGGCGGAGUUCAACGUGGAUGCUCCUAACGGCGUGGUGAUGGAGGGAUACUUGUUCAAGAGGGCUAGCAACGCCUUCAAGACGUGGAACAGACGCUGGUUCUCCAUCCAGAACAGUCAGCUGGUCUAUCAGAAGAAGCUCAAGGACUCUCUGACGGUGGUGGUGGAUGACCUCCGUCUGUGCUCCGUCAAACCCUGUGAGGACAUUGAGAGGAGGUUCUGCUUUGAGGUCGUCUCUCCCACCAAGAGCUGUAUGCUCCAGGCGGAGUCAGAGAAGCUGAGACAAGCAUGGAUUCAGGCGGUGCAAGCUAGCAUCGCCUCGGCCUACAGAGAGAGCCCAGACAGCUUCUACAUCGAGCGUCUGGACAGAACAGCCUCGCCGUCCACCAGCAGCAUCGACUCAGCCAGUGAGAUGCGAGAGCGGGGUGGGCGAGGCGAGGGCAUCCUGCAGAGGAUCCAGUGUCUCCCGGGCAACCAGCAGUGCUGCGAUUGCGGCCAGGCAGAGCCUCGUUGGGCCUCCAUCAACUUGGGAGUCCUGCUGUGCAUCGAGUGCUCCGGCAUCCACAGGAGUCUCGGUGUUCACUGCUCCAAAGUGCGCUCGCUCACACUGGACUCGUGGGAACCAGAACUAUUAAAGCUAAUGUGUGAGCUGGGCAACAGUGUCAUCAAUCACAUCUACCAGGGUGCGUAUCAGGAACAACAAUGCAUGAAGAAGCCGACACCCUCCAGUUCCAGGCAGGAAAAGGAGGCUUGGAUCAAGGCCAAGUACGUGGAGAAGAAGUUCGUGAAGAAGCUGACCAGCAUGCAGGUUCUUGUCAACGGCCAGGGAAAGUCAGAGCGGCGCUUGAGUAUCAAGAAGUGUCGCAGGCACAACAGUGCCACCACAGUACCCAAGACGCAGCGGUGGUACCGGCAGGAACUCAGGAGUGCUUCCCCGUCCAGCCUCUCCUCAGCUGCUGCCAAGUUUAGACGAGAGUCCUUGUUUUGUCCUGAUGAGCUGGACUCACUUUUCUCCUACUUCAACACCGGGUCUGGCCCUCGAAGUCCGGCAGGCCUCAGCAGUGACAGCGGCCUGGGCAGUACCGAUGGCAGCACGGACAUCCUGGUCUUUGGACCGGCGGUGGGCAGCGUCACAGAGGAGGAAUGCGAGAUGUCCGAGGAUUCCAGCGGUGAAGCCGAGCACGACAUGUCGGACCAGGAGGACCUGAGGGACCUCCACCCGGGGGCGCUGCUCUACAAGGCUGCCAAAGCUCGCAACUUGCCAGUCAUGGCCGCGGCACUGGCCCACGGCGCUGAUGUCAACAUGGUCAACGAAGACGACGAAGGGAAGACGCCCCUCAUACAGGCUGUGAUCGGGGGUUCCCUGCUAGCUUGUGAGUUCCUCCUCCAGAACGCCGCUGACGUGGAUCAAAGAGAUGCGAGAGGGCGGGGCCCCCUGCAUCACGCCACCUACCUGGGUCACACGGGGCAGGUGUGUUUGUUCCUUAAAAGAGGUGCCUCACAGAACGACAGGGAUGAGGACGGCCAUGAUCCUUUGAGCAUAGCCGUGCAGCAAGCCAACGCGGACAUAGUCACGCUGUUGCGUCUCGCCAGGAUGAACGAGGAGAUGCGUGAGUCAGAGGGACCCUUCGGACAGCCAGGUCAAUAUCCCGUCAGCAGCCCCACAGAGCAGCAGUACAGGCGGUGCAUUCAGGAGUUUAUUUGCCUCAAUAUUGCACAGUGCUAGGGCACUAAGGCCGCCACACUCGGCUCCCCUCUCAGGGUGUCACCCCAAUGAGCUCAGCAAGUCGCCAUGGCGACGUAGCAACCAUGGUGUUGUCAGUGCUCCAAGCCAAAGUUGUUGUUCAGCACUGUGACACAGACACGAUGGGCCUUUCACUAUGUUUCCUUAAUAGUUUAUAUUUUAAAUAGGCUUUUUAAGGGCAUUUGAGACAAUCAGGAUGCUCUGAAUUCCUGUUUGAAUGCCAUUGACUUAUUAAACUGAGUGAUGCUUCCUCGAGGACCUGCGCAUAGCAAGGCUGUAGCUUAGCAUAGCUGCCAUGUUGCCGUCCCUUAGAUGACAAAGUAGCUGGAGACUGAACCAACAGCGCAUCUGCUGGUGUACUCCAUCUUGACUCAGUUGCCUCAUAACUCCAUUCAUCAUUGAAUGAAUUCCACACAUUCCUAGUAUUUUAAUAUUUUUCUGGGCCCACAGUUGUGUAUUUGAAGUGUGAUGUCCGAAAUCUAGCCCGACUGGGAACAGUGCAUUUCAUGUCCCUGUAGCGUGAAUGCUUAUGAACUAUGUUUGCUUCUGUGUGUCUCCAAGAAGCGCUAUUGUGCACUUUAUCCACUUUUGACAUAUACACUGUAACUCUGCACUUGUCCAACGUAAUAGAUGCCGUAUAUCGCAUACAACAACGUAACGAGGACAUAAAUGUUAUGUGAGCUCCACUCACACUGUAACAGCAACUACAUGCUAAAGUUAGCCUAUUCACUGAAGAGAAACAUAAUGAUUACAGCGCCCACAUCUGUAGCUGACUGAUGGAUAGUUGGCAGAAGCCUGCUGCCAUACCAAGAUGUGGGCGUGUACACGUGGUAGGCUCAUCUAGCUAGGGGCAGGCCAGAGGUGUUGUCCAUGACGAAGGCGUUUUUUUCUUCAUGACGUCAUGAAAAGCCAAAAUGAGUGCUUGAGCGCCUCUUCUCUCAAAAGUGGAGCAAGGAAGGGAGAUGAUGCUCUCAUCAACAGGCUCCCGGCACACAAAUUAUUGUUAGGGCAUCUUUAAAAAGUCACUUUUGCAUAAUAGGGGACCUUUUAACAGCUGAUUAUCAUCCCCAUUCCUACUAUCCCGCGAUCAACGCGCACUUUCUCUUGGCUGAUCAGUAUUGUUUCAUGAGGUUUUUAUUUGAGGUGACCUUCCAGAGCUGCAAUCCAGUGCUGUUGUCUGCAUUUUUUACGAAGCUGAGCAAGACUACAGAUGUUAUUUUUUUAAACGGAAUAUUUUUUAUGACAUUUUAUUUUGCAGAACACACAAACGUAGCUGUGUUAUUUUCUCAUAACGAGAAAUCCCCAUAGCGUGAUGGACAUUUUUGAAUGCUAACAUUGCUAACCGUAUUUUUAACUUCUUUGUCAAGUUCUUCUUCAAGCGUCAACAUGUGUACUGUAAACAUGUAACAUUGUUCUUUAUACCUUGUCUUGUUUUUUAUUUUAAUGGUAAUUUUAAUAAUUUAUUAUCCCAGAUGAGACACUGUGUGUGUGUGUGUGUGUGUGUGCGUGUGUGUGCGUGGGUGUGUGUGUGCCCUAAAAUAUUAUUAACUCAUUUGUCCUGUCUGACUGUGGUCUGUACAGUGCUAGUAAAAUGAAUGUUACGCUUGGUUUUAACCCAAAUUUCCUGCCAGUGUCGUCUUAGAUGAUUCUGGAAAUAAACUAACGUGUGACUUAA